AUGGAGGACUUCAUCCAGACGAUCCACAAGACCACUUACCGCGGGAUUGACGCUGCUGCCCCACCUCGCACCCAACGAGGGAAGACAGUGCUAAUAACUGGCGGUGUGAGGGGCAUUGGAUUUGCCAUCGCCCGGGCCUUUGCUGUCGCCAAUGCUAGCACUAUCAUUCUCCUAAGUCGGGGUGGUGAUAAACUCUCCGCGGCAGAGGCCAGACUGAAGGGGAGAGUGGAUGUGCUCAUCCUCAAUGCAGCAUACAUGGGCGAAAACCAAGCUGUCCUUCAACACAGCUGGCGUCGAGUGUGGGAACAGUAUGAGGUCAAUGUUCGGGGGAACUUAGUCCUUGUUGACCUUUUUGUACGACAGGGUAAUACCCACGAUGGACAAAAGAAGUUCCUCGUCAACCUUUCAUCCGACGCUAUCAACAACUAUGCUGUGAUGGGGGGCCAGCGCGUGUAUGCGGCAACAAAGGCGUCGUGGACAUGCCUGCUGCAACAUCUGGCAAGUGAAUUCCCAGUCGAUGAGGUCCAAAUCAUCAAUGUCCAUCCAGGUGGAGUCUACACUGAAACUAUCAGCCAGAUGAUGACGAAGGAAGUUUAUGACUGGGACGAUGGUAAAAACUUCACCUCUUUUAAAGAAGUAUUCUUAUGCCAAUCAAAAUUUUUAGAUACACUCCCUGGAAACUUUGCUGUCUGGGCAGCAACGGAUGAGGCAAGCUUCCUUCAUGGUCGGUACUGCUGGGCAGGAUGGGAUGUACAAGAGCUCAAAGAGGCCCUGAGUAAGGAACGUCGAUCAGAGUCUCAGGACUUCUUGAAAGUGGGUGUGAUCGGCAUGAGAAUAGAGUAA
This is a messenger RNA of Penicillium canescens, 843 nucleotides long. RefSeq names its product SDR family NAD(P)-dependent oxidoreductase. The transcript is spliced from 3 exons. Lineage: Eukaryota; Fungi; Ascomycota; Eurotiomycetes; Eurotiales; Aspergillaceae. Bases 1 to 843 code for a protein of 280 amino acids. The record is from RefSeq and is a predicted model, not a curated record.